AUGAGUCUUGAUGACAAAGUCGUUUUUCACUGGUGGCUUUUACGAGUUUACGACAGUUUUGAGAAGAAGACGAGGGCUUUUGGGAUGUUGUCAAUAAGUGCUGCUACCCAACACUCGCAAAAACACGUUUUUGUUUGUCACUUUAUAAAAACGAGCAAACAGCAAAAUUUAGAUGAACAUGACAGGAUGUCGAAUGAGUUUUUCUCUACUGCUUCUUCAAAGGAUAUUUUGUAG
This is a messenger RNA of Clunio marinus, 234 nucleotides long. NCBI's taxonomy places the organism in Eukaryota, Metazoa, Arthropoda, Insecta, Diptera, Chironomidae. The record is from the annotation of a GenBank genome assembly.